AUGGAGCCCGAAAAGGACAGCGACGGAUACGGCGAAACAGAGGCUCCGCUGACCACUGCCUUACCAUCGGACGUAGCUUGGAGUGAAACUCAAAGCGAUGGCAUGGGAGGGCGAGAGGAACAGGAACGGGACAGCUCUAACGGUUUCCCGGCUAGCGACGAUUUCGGUGCGACCGGCGCAGGCGGAGCGGCGGGACGGACAAGCUCCAAUGAUAAUGACUCAAACCAGCCGCGCGAGGCCCCGUUCCCCCUGCGCCAGCGCCACCGCCUGCAGCUGCACGUGGCCAUCCCCGGCAGUCCCGAGGGGCACGAUGGGGGCGCGCAAGGCGGAACCCACAGGGCGGGGGUGGCGGGUUCCGGGGCCGGGGUAGAGACAGACAUGGGAGGACUUCCAUGGAGCAUGGGGGAUGGGAUGGGUUCAUCGCUGUCCUAUUCAGGAGCAGGCGCAGGAGCAGGGGCAGCAGGAGCAGGAGGAGUAGCAGGGGGGGAGCUGAGUCCCCCUAGCAGGGCGGUGGAUGCUCUCAUUGGGAGCUCCGUGGAGUCUCAUGGGUUGUCCCAGUCCCUCUCUCAUCCCUCCACGCACCCUCCUUCACAUCCGCCUGCUUCGGCGGCGUUCUCUGCAGCUGCUGAGUCAGGCGAUCUUGCUUCUGAGUCAGAUGGCCUAGUCGCUGAGUCAGGUGGCGCGGACGCACGGGCUUCGGCUGAUUCCCAGGGACACAUGGCGGAUCAGGGAAGAGCAACAUUCGCAGCAGCAACAGCAACUGCAGCAGCAGCAGCAGCAGCAGCCGCAGCAACAGCAACAACAGCAGGAGCAGCUGCUGGGGAAGGAGAAACGACAGGAGCAGGAGGAGCAGGAAGAGAAGGAAGAGAGAGCGACACAGCACGAACCAGCACAGGCGGCAAAGAGGGAAUGCGGCAGGGGGCAGAAGCAGGGAAGAGCAUUCCACCAGGGGGAUUGUCACUACCCAACAGCAUCCACAGCGGCUCCACCAGCAAACCGGAGGCUCUGAACCGCCUGGGAGUGGGCCUGGAGGUCUUCCCCUCUGACCUCCGGAGCCCUUCUGAUGCUCGCAGCCCCUUUGGCCUUCGCAGCCCUGCUGGUUCCUCUGACUCUGCUCUGCCCUCCUCGCCCUCUCGCAUGCGGCGCCGCAGCAGGCAUGGGGUUCCAGGGGCGGCUGCUGCUGCUGCUGCGGGUGGUGUGGCUGGUGCGGGUGGAACGGGACUGGGUGCCAGACUGAGCAGCAGCAGCAGCAGCAGCGGCACCUCCACCACCUCCGCCACCACCAGUAGUAUCAUCACUGCUUCCGUCCCCCCGCCUGUGCCUCCCCUUCCUCACCCCGGUUCGUCUUAUGCGUCUCCUUCUGUGGGAGUCGAGGGGAAGGACGGGAGUGAUAACAGAGGGAGCACGAGCAGCAGCAGCAGCAGCGGUGGCGGCGGCGGCAACGGCGGGGACGGUCGGAGCAAGGGCGGCAGUGUGAGCCCCCGGGCGGCAGCUGACGUGGAGCUCAACUCACCCAGCUUUUCCUCCUGGAACCUCUCCACUUUCCCCCUCCCUGCCGUCCCUCCUCUCUCCUCCCUCCCCCUGCCCGCCGUCCCACUCCCUUGCUCCUCUCCCCUGCCUCCCUCUGUGCUACCUUCCGCACUGGCCUCGUCUUCUGCUGCUGCUGCUGCUGCUCGCAGUGCGGAAGCCACCCGGCUCACCCUUCCAGCCUUCACCAGUAGCGACCUCCCCUGGAGGAGGGAAAAAGCGCCUCCCCCGUUCACUCAGCCCCUGGGGGUUGCAGCAGCAGCAGCAGAAGCAGCAGCAGCAGCAAGGGAGCCGAGAGGAGAGCGAGUGGCAGUAACAGCAGAGCGUGGUGGGAGCGAGGGAGGAGAAAGGGUGGAAGCAUUGGAUGGGCUCCCUUCCCCUCCUUCCUCUCCCGAGGUUCCGCUAUUUACGCUUGAACCAGCCACCCUUGUAUCGUUUUCACACAGGAGGGGUGGGGGUGGGGACAGCACUGAGGAGGGUGGGAACGGCACCAGCGACACAUUCCACCACCACCACCACCACACACGAUCCACAUCCUCUCCUGCUGCUCGCCAGGACGCCUUUUCCUCCCCAGCUGCCCAUCAGAACGCCUCUCGCUCUGCUUCACACUCGGAAAUACCACUGUCCCACUCUGAGUACGGUGGUGGGGACGAGCCCACCUCUCGCUCCUUCCCCUCCAUACGCGCUCUCAUUCAAGCUGCCUCCUCUGCCGCCCCUCCCGCUGCCCCUGCUGCUUCUUCUUCUUCUGCUCCUUUGGCGUCUGCCUCUGCCUCUGCUGCUGCUGCCUCUCGUGCCUCUGCUGCUUCUGCCUCUGCUGCGGCUACUUUCUCUCCCCCUCCCCGAUCUUCUUCAAGAAUGCUUCAAAAGACGGGCCGGAAUAGUCUUUCCCUGCCCGACUCGGUCCUUUCUCGGGCAGCAGAUGCUAUCCUGGCAGAGUCCAGAGGAAAUAGGGCUGUGGCAGGGGGAGUUGAGAUUGGGGGGGAGGUGGGGACCGUGGGAUGGAGGUAUGCUGCUGGGAGUAGUGGGCUUAGGCAGGUGGAAGGGGGCAGGCGGGCGGAGGACGGGGAAGGGAGGGCUGACGAAGGGGAAACAACGGGGGAAGAGGGGACAAGGAGGGGGGAGGAGGGGGCAAAGAAAGAGGCGGACCCUUCUGCUGUUACUCCCCAUGCUGCUCCCCCCUCUGCUGAUCCUUCCCCUGCUGUUCCCCCUCCUGCUCUCCCACCCACUGCUGUGGGACCGGCCUCGCCCCCAUUCCACUCCAUGGUCCCGCUACUGCACUCCCUCCUGGCGCAACUAGACUCGACAGGCUUGUCGGGGGGAAAGGAAGAGGCGGAAGGGCAGCAGGAGGGAGAGUCUGAGGGCGUGGUGGGGGAUGGAGUGCGGUGGGAAGGUGCAAGGGAGCGGGAUAAGGAGGUUGAGGCGGGUGAACUAGGUCAACGGGUUCGGAAGAGGGACGCAGCGAGGGAACUCGAGAAAGCUCUUAGAACUUUCUUAGGCACGAUUGGGGAGAGCGGGGGAGAGGGGGGGGUGGCGGUGGCAGGGGGGAGUGUUCUGGGGAGUGGAGGAACGGAAGGGGAGGAAAGAGAGGGUGGUGAAGAGGCAAGGGUGCGAGGGAGGGAGGGAAGUGCAGGGGAGUGCAGAGCUCCAGGUGACGACGGGUCAGGUGAAAUGUCAGGUGAGAGGUCAGGUGAAACGUCUGGUGCACGCUUGGGGGUGGUGGGGGAGAGAGGCGUGGGUGUGGGAGGAGAAGGGUUGGGCAGUGGGGAGGAGGAGCAAGGGAAGCUGUGUGGGAGCGCAAUUGGGGAGGAGGGGGAGAGAGGUGGAGACGAAGAGAGAAAGGGGCAGCAGGAAGAGAGGAGAGGGGUGGAGGGGCAUCAGGUAACGGCUCUUGACAGCAAUCUGAGAAGCAGCGUGAGCAGCAGUUUUGAAAGCAAUUCGAGAUUGACCUUGAAUAAGAGUGUGGACGGCAGUGGGGAUAGCAGCUUGGGCAGCAUGUUGGGAAGCAGUCAGGCUUCUGGUCACGGUUUGAGUGCAGGUUGUGGUGAUGGUGCUGUUGUUGACAGUAGCAGCCGGGCAGGGGAGGGUGCUGGUAGGCUAGGGGGUGAUAGGUUACCGCUGGUGGGGGGAGGAGUGUCGAUUGUAGGAGAUGGGGAAGGUGGAGGUGGGUUGGGGGCGGAGGGGAAAGAGAGAGAGGAUGGAAUGGGGAAGAAGGUUGAGGAGUGUGUAGAAGAGGGAAGUGGGAAAAAAACACAGAGGGAGGAGGGAGAUGAGAGGGAGGGAAGGGAGGGGGGAGAGGAAAAGGAGGAGAGGGAGGGCGAUGCAUCAUCAGAGGAGGAGUUUUACGAGGCAGAGGAGGGGGGGGAUGGCAUGAGUCUAGGUCUGGGGGAGGAGGAGGACGCUGUGGUUGACGCUUUUCUUAACUACCAGGAUGAGGAUGAGGGGACCGUGGGGGCAGGGGGGGCAGAGCGGGCAGAAGGGGCAGAGGGGGCGGAUGGGACAGAGGGGGCGGAGGGGGGAGAGGGUGGAAAAGGGGCAGAGGGGAAAGAGGGGUCUAUUUAUGAAGCGUCUCGAAAAGAGGGGCCGGCGGGAGGGGAGGACGAGACGAGGGGAGCAGUGGUGGGCGUUGCUUUGGAUGAUGGGGAUGGGACGGAGGAGGGGAAGAGGCAGGGAGGAGGGGAGGAAGGAGGGGAGGGCGCGUGGAGGGGCGCAGUGGGGAAGGGAGAAGAACGGGGGAGAGAGGAAGGGAAGCGAGAGGAGGUGGUGAGGAGUGGUUUGAAUGGAAGUGAGGAGCGGAAGGAUGGAGAGACGGCAGAUGGAGGGGAGACGAGGGUGGAGGAGAAGGGGGCGAUUGUGAUAGAGUCUAGUUUGGAUGGGGUUGAUGGCACGAUAACAGCAGUGACAGCAGUGACUGGAUUUGGCAAAGGAGUAGAGGUGGAGGGAGAGACAGUGGCAGAGGAAGAGGCAGAGGCAGGGAGAACGAUACACAGAGAGGCCGAGGGUGAAGAGGGGUUGGGAUCAGGAGAACGGAGAGGAGAGGAAGGGGGAGAAGGGAGAGGAGAGGGGAAGGGAGAGGCGGGAGAGGGGAAGGGGGAGGGGAAGGGAGAGGAGGGAGAGGGGAAGGAAGAGGGGAAAGCUGGCACUAAGAGUGAUGGGGCGCAGGGAGUUCCAGAAGAGGAACCAAGCAGUGGGGUGCAGAUCGGUGCGGGGGAGUUAAUAGGAGCAACGGGGGAUGAGAGAACGGAGGAUACGGGGUUAAACAGUGCAUCGUGUGCAGAGGGGAGGUCAGAUGGUGAGUCUGAGCGCGAUAGUUCAGGAACAGGGGUGAGGGAAGGCGUGGAAAAGUUGGCUCCAGGUGCAUUGAUGCUGCCUGAUGGGCUCACACCGGCAGAGGACGAGGAGAGGGCACAAACAGCAGCAGCAGCAGCAGCGGCGGCGGCGGCAGUGGCGGCGGCGGCAGCGGCGGCGGUGGCGGUACCGGCGGUACAGGCAGAUGGAAAAGAGGCAUUGCUAUCUCCACAUUCAUCAGCACAGGAAGCAGCAGCAGCAGCAGCAGCAGAAGAAGCAGCAGAAGAAGCACCUGUAGGGGCGGCAGCGGCAGAAGCCACUGUCGCAGGGGCGAAAGAAGAAGCUGACACCCUCUCAGGACGUGCACCGUCUCAAGCAUCAGCAUCACAAGCACGAGAAGGACCAUUGGCAGCAGGAGCAGUGGAAGCAGACAGACCGGAUGUAGGUGCAAUUGCACCAGAAUCAGCCACGCCUGGGGAACCUACAGGUUCCGCUUCUCCUGGUGGUGAUGAUGAUUCCCCUCACACCGGCCCAGUUUCCCACUCUCCGCCAUCAUCGCACCCCUCCCCACCAUCCCACACAUCCCCGCAAUCCCACUCUUCCUCUUCCACCAACACCCCUCACUCUCCUUCCAGCAAGUGGGGAGCGGGGGGGACCCUUCCCCGCCCCCUCCGCUCGUCCUCCCUCAAGGUCUCCUCGUCGCUCUCUCUCUCUGCUGCUGGCUCGAGACUCAUGUCCCGCGUCCGCUCUGUCACCCGGUCGAGAAGCGGUGGGGGGAGUGCGGUUAUGGGGGUGACUGGUGGAGGAGGAGGAGGGAGUGGGGACGGGGGGGUUGGUGCAGGGUCUGGGGAGGGUGGGAGCCCAGGAGGGGUGGGGAGGGAUGAGGGGUUGGAGGAGAGGGGUGAGGAGGGGGUUAUGGGAGAUGGUCUGAGUGGUGAAGGGGGUGGAAAGGGAUUGGAUCAGGUGGAGAGUGGUGGUGGGGGGCGUGCAGUGGUAGCAGGUUUGAUUGAUGGUGAUGUGGCAUCGAGGGUUGGAGGGGCGGUGGGAGGGGGAAGAGAUGGGGAAGAGGGAGUGGAGUCGAGAGAGGGGAGAGACGGGGGGAAGACAGGGGGAGAUGACAGGAAUGACAAAGGAGGGAAAGGACUGGAGAAAGGAGGUGAUCCAAAACAGCUACAAUUACAUCAGCAGCAGCUACAACUUGGGGGGGACACUAAGCAUGCUGACGUGGACAAUUCGACUUCUCCACUGCACACCAUGCCUACUCAUUCCAAGUUCUCCGUCCGCGGCUUGACCAUCCAAUCCCCGAAAGGUGACGGGUCUCCGCCGCUCCUGUCGGACGUGAGCCUCGAAGUUCCACGUGGCGAGAUCACCGUCCUUGUCGGCCCUAGCGGCAGCGGCAAGACCACCCUCUUACGCACUCUUAAUCGCCUCACCGAGCCGCCUCGAAACUCCGUGUUCCUCGAUGGCACCGACAUAACUUCCUCGAAGCUUCCUGUAAUCACCCUCCGGCGCCGCGUUGGCAUGCUCUUCCAGACCCCGAGCCUCUUCGACGGUACCGUUGCAGACAACAUCAGGUUCGGGCCGAACCUUGAGGGUAGGCAGCUCCCAGACGAGAAGAUCCACGAGCUACUCAGUCUCUCCGGGCUCGAGCCGUCUUUCGCGGAGCGGGAUUCGCGGAGCCUAUCCGGGGGACAGGCGCAGCGCGUGGCGCUCGCGCGCGCUCUGGCGAACGACCCCGAGGUGCUGCUACUGGACGAGCCGACGAGCGCGUUAGACCCCGCGGCGACUCUUAAAGUGGAGCAAGCCGUGCAGACGCUGUGCCGCGAGCGAGGCCUGACGGCGGUUUGGGUCAGCCACAGCGCGGAACAGGUAACGUGCGUGCGUGGUGAUUGGGAAGCAGUGAGGGGGAAGCGUGAGGGAAGAGACGUCGAGGGGGUGCUGCGCGUGUCGCACUCGCUCGUGCUGCUGCACAACGGCGCUGUCGCCGACGCGCUGCCCACGGCACUGCUGCGCUCGCCGGACGCGGCUCUACGCGCCGCGCACCGCCUCGUGCACGAAUUCCUGGGGGGCUUGCUCCAGGGCAGCGCAGACAGGGAGUAG
Closterium sp. Naga37s-1 is the source of this 6912-nucleotide messenger RNA. NCBI's taxonomy places the organism in Eukaryota, Viridiplantae, Streptophyta, Zygnematophyceae, Desmidiales, Closteriaceae. The record is from the annotation of a GenBank genome assembly.